This is a messenger RNA of Amyelois transitella, 2979 nucleotides long. RefSeq names its product vacuolar protein sorting-associated protein 16 homolog (gene Vps16A). The transcript is spliced from 16 exons. The record is from RefSeq and is a predicted model, not a curated record. Bases 267 to 2771 code for a protein of 834 amino acids. Lineage: Eukaryota; Metazoa; Arthropoda; Insecta; Lepidoptera; Pyralidae. Gene Ontology annotation, biological process: endosomal transport; vacuole fusion, non-autophagic; intracellular protein transport. Gene Ontology annotation, cellular component: HOPS complex; endosome; lysosomal membrane. Gene Ontology annotation, molecular function: actin binding.
AUCGACAUCGACUUGUGUUGGUUUUUAUUGUGGAUGUCAAAAGAGUGAAAAAGAAUUGUUUUUGUUGUUAAUUUUCCCGAAUUGUUUUAUUUAUAAGGCUAAAUAAUCUUCAAUUCAAAUAUACUUAAUCAAUAAUAAUAGUUUAUGAACUGAGUAUAUAGAUACUAAGCAAAUCCGAGGUUUUGUUAAUAUGUAACUAACAUUCAAAACUAAAGUGGUUCUUAUCAAUUUUGUUUGAUAAAUAGAAAUCGGAAAUAUAUCACAUCAUGUCUGCGCUAGUGACUGCAGAUUGGUUUCAGCUGGAUUCCUACUACAGGAAGUUUGAUCUAUACACCAUGGUUUGGGCAAUGGAUGAAGGUCUAGAGAAUAUGGUGGUCAGUGGAGCCCCCUACGGUGGGCCUAUAGCCAUGGUCCGUGACAGGAAACAGUUUGUUCGCAUUGUAACUACAGCCAAGCCAGUCAUAACAAUCUACAACUGUGUGGGAACUAUUAUUUCUAAGAUUUUAUGGAACAGUGGAGUCCUUGUGCACAUGGGCUGGUCAGACAGUGAGCAGCUUCUAUGCGUGCAGGAGAGUGGAGACGUGCUCAUAUACGACAUGUUCGGAGCGUACCAGAAGACUUUCAAUUUGGGACAGGAAGUUCGGGAUACUAAGGUAGCAAAAGCACAAAUGUUCACAAACCCAAAUGUUGGUCUGGCUGUUAUGACGACGACCAACCGAAUGUUUGUGGUCAACAAUGUAGCUGACCCAAAAGUCAGAUCUCUUCCAGACAUUCCUAGAGCCAGUGAGCCGAUCUCGUGUUGGUGCGUCGUCAGCACUUGGAUGCGCACUUCCUUCGUCAUCAGCUUCCUCGUGUGCCGGAACAAGGAUCUGUUCAGAUGCCAGCUCGGUGAAACUAGAGCCACACUCAUGAAUCCCGAGAUAUCCAACCCGUACACACAGAUCCUGUGUAUGGUACCCUCACAAAAUGGCCGCCACGUCGCGCUGUUCACAGACUCGGGCUACCUUUGGAUAGGGUCGUCGUGUUUCAAGAAUAAAUACUGUGAAAUCGACACGGGACAUAUAAAGCAACCCAAGGAAUUAGUUUGGUGCGGUUCCCAAGCAAUAGUGAGCCAUUGGGACGACAUAAUGUGCGUGUACGGGUUCAACGGUACCCACGUGCCGUACCCGUACGACGGGCCGUUCCAUCUCAUCCCGGAGAUGGACUGUGUGAGAGUGGUCUCCGAAAUGACACACGAGUUGAUACAGAAAGUACCGCCUGAGGCCGAGAAGAUAUUUAGCAUUAAAAGCACCGCCCCAGGCGCUUAUUUGGUGGAGGCUUCUAAACAGUUUCAGAAACGCAGUCACAAAGCAGACGAGUACAUUAAACUGGUGAAGCCCAACCUGGCCAACGCCGUGCAGAACUGCAUCGACGUGGCCGCCUACGAGUUCAACCCCGACAUUCAGAAGAUGCUUAUACGAGCCGCACAGUUUGGGAAAGGGUUCAUAGUGGACCCGGUGUUAACGGACCACUACGUGACGACGUGCCGGUGGCUCAGAGUGCUGAAUGCAGUACGGGACCCUAAAGUCGCCAUACCAUUGACGUUUAAACAAGUGGAACAUCUAAAAGAGCGUAUACUCCUGGACCGUUUAAUAUGGAGGCGGCUUCACUGCCUCGCCGGACACAUCGCGUCGUAUCUACAGCUCAAGGACACGCGUACACGAGUGCUGUCACACUGGGCAUGCUACAAGGUGACCCAACCGCAUGUAGACAAUGAGAGUGCAGCGCGAGAAAUCGGUGAGAAACUGAGAAAUGUUCCCGGAAUAUCUUACUCAAACAUUGCUAUGAAGGCGGCAGAGAAGGGAAGGAAGGCGCUGGCUAUCAAAAUUCUAGAAUACGAGACCCGCAGCAAAUUGCAAGUGCCUCUUCUGCUACAACUGGGCGAGGGGCCGACCGCCCUGCUGAAGGCGACGGCCAGCGGCGACACCGACCUCGUUUAUAUCGUGCUGCUGCACCUCAAGGAGAAGAUGGGGAAGCACGAGUUUGAGCUUACAAUCCGAAGCUUUCCCCUCGCACAUGCGCUAUACAUCAAAUACUGCGCGAGUCACAACCGCGAGGCGCUUCGCAAGGUGUACGUCCAGGAAGACGACUUCCAGGGACAAGCGGCCACUCACAUCCGGGAUGCGAUCGAGCAGACCAACCCGGGGAGUGUGGAAGCAUCCCUUAUUUCUGCCAGGGAUUGCUAUAAAAAGGGGAAAAACGACUUGGGUGCAUCAAUAUGCGAGGACGCUCGCAAGCUUUGCAAGCAACAGUCAAGUCUUCAGGAGACGUACGGUCAGAGUUUUGUCGGUCUGUCCGUACACGACACGGUGAAGAAACUCCUGGACCAGGGAGAGGUGAAGCUAGCCGAUAAAUUAAGAUCGGAGUAUAAGAUGCCGGACAAAAGAUAUUGGUGGUUACGCAUACUUACUUUGGCGGAGAAAAAUGACUGGGCGGAAUUAGAUCGGUUCUCCAAAUCGAAGAAAUCUCCGAUAGGCUACGAGCCGUUCGUGGACGCCUGCCUCAAGUACUUCAAGAACGAUGAGGCGCUCAAAUAUCUGCCUAGAUGUAGAGAUGAGAUCAAGGUCAAAUACUACGUCAAAGCUGGAUUCUACGAAGAUGCGGCACAAGUUGCCUUCGAACAACGGGAUAGGAACGCGCUGAUCUUCGUCCAAAGUAAAUGCCCUCUCAAAGAAGCCACGAAACACGAGAAGAUAGCCUCGUUACUAGACCAAUUACCUGUUAGGAAGUAAUAAUGCUUAAAAAUAUUUAUCUAUUAUUAUAUGCUAGUCGUAUAUCUUUCAUAUAUAAUUUUCAUUUUUAUAUUAAAGCAAUAGAUUCCUGUUAAUUUUUAAGUAAAAUACCGUGAUAUUUUUUCUCUCAAGUAUCGCUCAUAUAAUAAGUUAUCAUAAGGCAUUAUUUAUGUGUAUUUUGUUCAAACAAAUAAAACGCUUAAAUGAA